Cladophialophora psammophila CBS 110553 is the source of this 1341-nucleotide messenger RNA. RefSeq lists its product as uncharacterized. The transcript has 2 exons. The coding region runs from base 1 to 1341 and encodes 446 amino acids. The record is from RefSeq and is a predicted model, not a curated record. NCBI's taxonomy places the organism in Eukaryota, Fungi, Ascomycota, Eurotiomycetes, Chaetothyriales, Herpotrichiellaceae.
AUGGCUUUCUCUCAUAUCCCGUUCUGGACGGCGUCCUCUCUACCAAACCACUGCACGCCGACCUCUCCCCUCUUGUCCGAAGUAUCCUUAUAUCUUGGUUUUUGCAUACCUACCCCUCUGGCCGCGCUCUCUACUCUCCUCGGCACCCUGUCAAUAGUAUCAUGGCUAUUCGCGCAGAUGCCACAGAUUUUCAAAAACUAUUAUAUCAAAUCCACUGCAGGUCUCUCGAUUUUCUUCCUGGGCGAGUGGUUACUAGGCGAUUUGGCCAACCUUCUGGGAGCGAUAUUCACCAAGCAAGCAGGCUGGCAGAUCAUAAUCGCAACCUACUACGUCUUCGUUGAUAUGUGCCUAGUGGUUCAGUACUUCUGGUACAGCUACGCCGCAAAGUGGAUGUAUGAGGAAAGCCUCCAUUCCACAGGGAGCAGCGAUAUCGACGACGCCGAUAGUGCUAUUAUAAAUGGGCUGUCUCCCAUCAACUCCAAUUUCGCCAGUGAGGGCCCGGAGCUCAGGGACUCCGACGACUAUGCUCCUAAACGAUCAGAGCCCACAGAUGUCACUGCUCCUCAAUUUUCUGCUGUAAAUUAUGGCGAAAAGAAAGGAACUCCGCCUCAAGAUAUUGUCUACGGGGACAAAUUUGGGUCGAGUUGGAUGGCUUCACCCUCACCACGCACUCUUCUCUAUGCAGCUACCAUGGCUUCCUUGGCCUCCAAUGUGGCAGCUGCUCCGGUACCUUUUCCUUCCGACCACCAUGUGCAUGGAAUUCAUCUCUUCCGCGUCGACACCCCUCUCGAGAUUACCGGCACUAUCUUGUCGUGGUGCUCGACCUUCCUAUACCUUGGGUCAAGAUUACCUCAGCUGUACAAGAACUGGCGCCGGCAGUCAACUGCUGGCCUCUCACCGCUUUUAUUUAUCGCUGCGUUUUGCGGCAACUUCUUUUACUCUGCCUCCUUGAUCACCAACCCGAACGCAUGGAGCGAUUACGAGCCAUACGGACAUCACGGUUGGGUGGAUGCGGACGGGAACCAGAGAUGGGCAUGGGUGGCCCGAGCAGCGCCAUUCUUUCUGGGGGCUGCAGGAGUGCUCAUGAUGGAUGCCUUGAUGGGUGUUCAGUUUAUCAUGUAUGGGGAGCGAGAAGACAGAAUCGUGAAGGUAAGAGAUUCGCACGGGUAUAGUCAUUGGGAGCGAGUCAAUGGAUGGAUGAGAGGCUGGAUUCCGGCCAUGGUCGGAAAGGAUAGAGUCGUGGAUAUGGCCCAAAGUCAGCGACUCCUGCAUGAGAGCGGACAUUUGAGUUUGAGUCGGCGACGGAGUCACCAUCACGUCGACUACGGUACAGUAGCGUGA